AUGUCAGACGUAAAUAUUACAUUUGUAGUAGAAUUCUUUUUCCUUGGAUUCUCUGACCUUCCUGACCUUCAAGAGUUUCUCUUUGUGAUUUUCUUCAUAAUUUACUUGAGUAUUUUGAUAGGAAAUAGUCUCAUCAUAGUAAUAACUAAGGUAGAACCAAGUCUUCAAACCCCCAUGUAUUUUUUCCUUGGAAAUUUCUCCUUCUUAGAGAUCUGUUACACAUCAGUCACUCUUCCCAAAAUCUUAACAGACCUUUGGACACAGAAAAGGACUAUUUCCUUUCUAGGCUGUGCUAUACAACUUUUCUUUAUUCUUAUUUUGGGAGUUACUGAAUGCUUCCUUCUGUCUGUGAUGGCAUAUGAUCGUUAUGUGGCAAUUUGUAAGCCACUCUACUAUACUCUAAUCAUGAAUCGAAAGAUGUGUGUUUGGCUGGUUAUUGGCUCCUGGAUCCUUGGGAUCCCUAUUCUGAUAGGACUUACUUAUCAGAUUUUCUCUCUGUCAUUCUGUAGUUCAAACAAGCUUGAACAUAUCUUCUGUGAUAUCCCUCCAUUACUGAAACUGGCCUGUGGGGAUAUUUCUUUAGAAGUGUACAGUAUCUAUGUGGAUGCUGGAAUAUUUGGGAUGUUUCCCUUUUUUUUUAUUUUUGGGUCAUAUGUGAAAAUCAUUGCCACAAUUCUAAAAUUGCCAUCAGCUAAAGGCAGAUCCAAAGCCUUUUUGACUUGUUCCUCCCACCUUAUUGUUGUCACUUUAUAUUUUGUGUCUGCUUUUGUUUCAUAUUUGAUGCCUAAAUCCAGUCACUCAUCAGCAACUGAAAUAGUAUUUUCUCUUUUCUACACCAUUCUGACUCCAAUGUUUAACCCCCUUAUAUAUAGUCUCAGGAAUAAGGAUUUUAUUUUGGCAAUGAGAAAAUUAUUACCUAAAUGUAUAGGGUUAGUAAGCACAUAG
This is a messenger RNA of Sarcophilus harrisii (Tasmanian devil), 945 nucleotides long. Its product is annotated as olfactory receptor 10AG1-like. Gene Ontology annotation, molecular function: olfactory receptor activity; G protein-coupled receptor activity. The transcript has a single exon. The record is from RefSeq and is a predicted model, not a curated record. Gene Ontology annotation, cellular component: membrane. Bases 1 to 945 code for a protein of 314 amino acids. NCBI's taxonomy places the organism in Eukaryota, Metazoa, Chordata, Mammalia, Dasyuromorphia, Dasyuridae. Gene Ontology annotation, biological process: G protein-coupled receptor signaling pathway.